CUGACAUUGUUUUUCGCAAUUACAAUCACAAAACUUUUCCCAACUUUUCAGUGUUUUUUAAUGUUUACAUAUUUCUUUUAAAAACAAUGGCACGUUAUUUCAAGGAACAAGAUAUUGAUGAAUUCCGAGAAUGCUUCUAUCUCUUUGCAAGAUCUGGUCAAAUCACUUCUCUGGAUGAGCUGACUGUUGUAAUGAGGUCUUUAGGCAUGAGUCCGACUAUACAAGAACUUACUGGUUACUUAAAAGGCAAAGGUGGCAAAAUGUCGUUUGCAGAUUUCCUAGAGGUGAUGCAUAUACAUUCCAGAGCGGAGAACCUACCUCAUGAAGUUGUUAACGCGUUUAAAGCCGGUGACAAUGAUAAGAGGGGUGUUAUCCCAUCAAAGCAGCUACGUAACUUGUUGCAGAACUGGGGCGAAGGCCUUUCGUCGAGAGAGGUGGAUAAUAUAUUCCGUGAAGCGAACGUCUCCAACAACGGUAUUGUUCGUUACGAAGACUUCGUGAAGAUAGCCUGUGCACCCGUACCGGACUAUUAUUGAAUUAUAAAUAUCAAUCACAUAAAUUUGAAGCUGUUUAUUUUUAUAUUAAAUGUGAUUUUUUUUUAUUGUAAUUAAAUAAAAUCUAAAUCGUUGCCACUUGUAAAAAAUAUAUAUGAAUGUUGCCAGUGUAUGGCUCAUCGGUCUAUUUAUUAAAGUAGUUUACUAUUUUCGUAAUGAAGUAUUAACUUGUAUUUUAUUUGGCGUUCUUGAAG
Vanessa tameamea is the source of this 748-nucleotide messenger RNA. Its product is annotated as calmodulin-like protein 4. The record is from RefSeq and is a predicted model, not a curated record. Bases 87 to 536 code for a protein of 149 amino acids. NCBI's taxonomy places the organism in Eukaryota, Metazoa, Arthropoda, Insecta, Lepidoptera, Nymphalidae. Gene Ontology annotation, cellular component: myosin II complex. The transcript is spliced from 6 exons. Gene Ontology annotation, molecular function: calcium ion binding.